AUGAGACCCGAUAUCAAGGACCGGGACUACCUAUAUCGGCUCAUUAUCAGUCAACUCUUCUACGACGGCUAUCAACAGCUCGCGCUCACGCUCUCCGAGAACAUUGGCUGCUCGGCGAACCCGCCUGCGCCGUGCGACAAGCUGUUCCGGCUGAUCUCGAUCGCGAAGGAAUUCGACGAGGCGGAACGGGAUAAGGAGAAUGGGAUCCAGUUCGACUCGGUCUCUGCCGGCCUCGACCUCGAAUUCGACGCCGACAUCGUGCCGGAGGCACCCGAGCCGUGCAUGUACGAGACGAUCUAUUUGACUUCGCACAAGGCGGCCGUCCGGUCCGCGGCUUUCAAUAACGAUGGCGCACUGUGCGCGACCGGCUCCGUCGACUGCUCGAUCAAAAUCAUGGACGUGGAGCGGAUGGUGACACGCGAGAAUCGAGGGGAGAGCGUUGAGGGCGGGCCCGACGCUGCACAUCCCGUCAUUCGAACGCUCUACGACCAUAUUGACGAAGUGACCGCGAUCGCCUUCCAUUCUCGUGAGCAAAUCCUGGUCUCUGGCUCCAAGGACAUGACAGUGAAGCUGUUCGACUUCUCCAAGCAGGCCGUAAAGCGGGCAAUGAAAACGAUUUGCGAAGUUGCUCCAAUUCGGUCAAUUUCGAUGCAUCCCGGCGGCGACUAUUUGCUGGUGACGACAGAUCAGCCCACGAUUCGCCUGUACAACAUCAACACGCAACAAUGCUUUGUCAGCGCGCUGGCCUCGGAUCAGCAUAAAGACAGCGUAGUGGAUGUCAAUUACUCGGAAAACGCUCGGCUGUACGUCACCGGGUCGCUUGAUGGUGAUGUAAAGAUCUGGGACGGCAUCUCAAAUCGCUGCGUCGAGACGUUCGCCCGAGCGCACGACGGUGUCCCGAUUUGCAGCGCGAGGUUUACAAGGAACGGGAAGUACAUUCUGUCGGCGGGCAUGGACUCGAUUGUGAAGCUGUGGGAGCUGUCGACGAAUCGCUGCCUGAUCGCCUACACCGGUGCCGGCGCCACCGGGCAUCAAGAAAACAGCAUUGGUGCCUCGUUCAACCACAAUGAAGAUUAUGUGCUGUUCCCGGACGAGAAAUCGGGCAGUCUCUGCUCGUGGGAUGCCCGCAAUUCGGAUCGCAAGCGGCUUCUGGCGUUAGGACACGCGGGCCCUCCACGAAUCCUCGUCCACUCGCCAACAAUGCCCGCCUUCGUCACCGGCUCCGAAGAUACGAGAGCGCGGUUUUGGUACAAAAAGCCGCAA
Messenger RNA from Mesorhabditis spiculigera, 1263 nucleotides. Lineage: Eukaryota; Metazoa; Nematoda; Chromadorea; Rhabditida; Rhabditidae. The record is from the annotation of a GenBank genome assembly.